CCCCUCUUAACAACGACGCUGCACACAUAAGCCAAUCAUUUCGGCGAUUUUGCCAGCCCAUCCUGUGUGUGUGUCUCUCUCUCUACAUCUCGUUCUGCUCCCUCAGCUUCCUCUCCCGCCGGAAAACCUAUUUUCCGGUGGCUAUAGGGGAGGUCAGGUCUUGGUUUUUUGAAUUCGUUUGAUGGGUGGGUGUUAAAUACAUUUAUAAGCUUCUUCAUCAUUAUUUAUAUUUGGGGACCUUUCCUUACAAGUUUCUGCAUCUUCUUUCCUCAACUUCACCCAUUUUCCGUGGUCGUGGGAGAAGUCAAUUCCUUGGUCUCUGUUUUUUUGUUUCUUUUGGUGGUUAGGUCUUAGAUUCAUUCAUUGAGGCUUAUAUCUCUGUCCACAAGUCCCUGCCUUUUCCUUUAUUAACUUUCUCUCUCCUUCCGGGAAACUCAUUUGUCAGUGGUUGAUGAGGAAUCAAAUUGCAGGAUCUUCCUGGGUUUGUAAUUUUUUGGUGGGUUGCAGUUAGAUAUAUUCAAUAACAUAUCUAUCUGUAUACAGAGAAUUGUUUGGAUUGUAGAUAUAGGUAUGGUGAUGAAGGUGGAGUCGCCAAGGAAAUCAAUAAAUAAUGUCUUUCAGAGAGUUGGGGUAUAUGGUUUUGGAGGAGGGAGCAGCCAGAAGAGAUGCAAGUAUGAUAUUCAGGAUGAAGAUGACACCAUGGAAAUGGUGCAGAUUGGUGCUGAGAGGACCAAGAAUGUGCUGAUCUUGAUGAGUGAUACUGGUGGUGGUCAUCGAGCUUCGGCUGAGGCGAUUCGUGAUGCAUUCAAAUUGGAAUUUGGGGAUGAAUACAGGAUUUUUGUCAAGGAUGUUUGGAAGGAGUACACCGGCUGGCCGUUGAAUGAUAUGGAGCGGCAGUAUAAGUUUAUGGUUAAACAUGUACAGCUUUGGAAUCUCACAUUUCACAGUACUUCUCCUCGAUGGAUACACUCUGUCUAUCUUGCUGCCAUUGCUGCCUUCUAUGCCAAAGAGGUUGAGGCUGGUCUAAUGGAGUACAAGCCCGAUAUUAUCAUCAGUGUCCAUCCUCUUAUGCAACAUAUCCCUUUGUGGGUUCUAAAAUGGCAAGGCUUGCAGAAGAAAGUAAUUUUUGUGACAGUCAUUACAGACCUCAAUACCUGCCAUCGCACCUGGUUUAACCCUGGAGUUAAUCGUUGCUACUGCCCUUCGGAGGAGGUAGCAAAGAGGGCUUUGCUAGAUGGCCUGGAAGAAUCUCAAGCACGUGUUUUUGGCUUGCCUAUCCGGCCCUCUUUUUGCCGUGCGGUUCUCUCCAAGGAUGAUUUAAGAGUAGAACUUGAGAUGGAUCCAACAUUACCAGCAGUUUUACUGAUGGGAGGUGGUGAAGGCAUGGGCCCUGUGAAGAAAACUGCAAAGGCUCUUGGGGAAUCUCUAUAUGACAAAGAACUUGAAAAACCUAUUGGGCAAUUGAUCAUCAUAUGUGGUCGUAAUAACGCCUUGGCCGCUACUCUAGAAUCACUUGAAUGGAAGAUCCCGGUUAAGAUUAGAGGGUUCGAGAAGCAGAUGGAGAAGUGGAUGGGUGCUUGUGACUGUAUUAUUACGAAAGCGGGACCUGGUACAAUUGCUGAAGCAUUGAUCCGAGGGCUUCCAAUUAUUCUGAACGACUUCAUUCCUGGACAAGAAAAGGGAAAUGUUCCUUAUGUUGUGGACAAUGGGGCAGGAGUCUUCACCCGAAGUGCCAAGGAGACAGCUAGAUUAGUGGCCGAAUGGUUCAGCACGAAAACAGAUGAACUCAGGAGAAUGUCGGAGAAUGCACUCAAACUAGCACAACCAGAUGCAGUUUUCAACAUUGUGAAGGACAUUCAUGAACUCGCUUGCCAACGAGGACCCCUGGCCAACAUUCCUUACAUGUUGACAUCCUCAUUUUCAAGCUUAAUUUAACCAAAUCGUCUCUCAAUCUGCCAGGACUAAGGUUUUCUCUACUAGGAUGCCUUGUAUAGGUAGCUUUGAUUAUCUCAUUUGUUGGCCACAGAGGCUUGGUGUCCACUUCUUGUAAUUUUUCUCUAGACAAGCUCUGAUUUUUGGUUAGUUCAAAACAAGAAGGGAAAUAAAAAAAGAAAAGAAAAGAAAAAGAACCUCUGAUAUGUUAGGAGAUUUAGUAUUUUCCCCAUUUUUCCCUUUCAAAUGUUUUGGGGAAAACAGAAAGUAUAAUGUAAUGUGUGUUGUUCUAUAUUUUGCAGUGGAAAACCCAAUUUUCCCCCUGAAUUAUCCAUAAUUUGGGUUU
This is a messenger RNA of Ilex paraguariensis (yerba mate), 2278 nucleotides long. The record is from the annotation of a GenBank genome assembly. NCBI's taxonomy places the organism in Eukaryota, Viridiplantae, Streptophyta, Magnoliopsida, Aquifoliales, Aquifoliaceae.